This is a messenger RNA of Colletotrichum godetiae, 2032 nucleotides long. RefSeq names its product adenine-N(1)--methyltransferase. The coding region runs from base 239 to 1615 and encodes 458 amino acids. NCBI's taxonomy places the organism in Eukaryota, Fungi, Ascomycota, Sordariomycetes, Glomerellales, Glomerellaceae. Gene Ontology annotation, cellular component: mitochondrion; tRNA (m1A) methyltransferase complex. Gene Ontology annotation, molecular function: tRNA (adenine(58)-N1)-methyltransferase activity. The transcript is spliced from 3 exons. Gene Ontology annotation, biological process: mitochondrial tRNA methylation. The record is from RefSeq and is a predicted model, not a curated record.
AAGUACUAACAUGGCAUGUACUCUCAAAGACAGCAGCAACGGCGACUUCAGACUAGGGCAUUAGAUCAUUGGGGGUACUAUAAGUGAGGUUGAAUUAAGACACGGCUACGUAGAUAUCUCCACCUCUCUAUGCGUUAAGAGGAAUAUAUUCAUCAAUGCAAUUUUAACACAGGAGCUUCCCGGAAUCCCUGCAAGCUCAUUGCGACAACAAGGAGACGGCGAAAAGCAACUUUACACAAUGCUAUCGAGACGCAUGCCAUUGCGUCUUUUAAGACGAGCCAAACCGUCGCUGUGCCGCGCCUACAGCUCCAGCCAUGCCAUCAGAGAGCACGAUGUGAUAAUCCUGCGUCAACGAGGGACCAAGGAGCCCAAAUUCCACCUCUCACCCCCUCUCCGAUUGGACGCGGCGAUCAAACUUUCCUAUGGCAGCAAAGUCAACGGCUCCGACAUCAUUGGGAAGUCCUUUUCCGACACGAUCAAGGACAGCGGCGGCCGCAAUGUGCGACUCCUCGAGGCGUCCCUAGGGCAAUACGUCGCCAACUCCCCACGCGUGGCGACACCGAUCUAUCCCCAGGACGCCAACCUCAUCGUCUCCUUCCUCGAUCUGAACCUCCCGGUACCCGGCGAGGACCAGGACUUUGACGCCGGUCCGCCCGUCGAGAUCUUCGAGGCCGGCACGGGUAUGGGCGCGCUGACGCUGCACCUCGCGCGCGCGAUCCACGGCGCGAAUCCGCCCUUGCCGCCGCGCCUCCGCGACACACUCUGUACGGCGCCGUACGCGAGAAAUACCCUACGGAAGGAGGUUGCGUCAGACGAUGCGGCGGCGGAGGAGGAUAAGGAGGUACACAAGGCCGUGCCGCACGCCCUCGACAUCGAAGACCCGGACUUAGCGGCGCUGUACAAGGAGCACCUGGCUAGUCGCCGGGCGAUCCUGCACACGCUGGACGUCAACCCGACAUCGAGCCGGAUGGCGCACGGCCUCGUUCGGCACUUCAAGAGGGGCCUGUACCUCUCCGACGUUGACUUCCACGUCUGCACGAUCCGAUCAUACCUCGCCUCGCGCCUUGCGCAAAAUGGAGGCGAAGCAUUCCUCUCACAUGUGAUCCUCGACCUUCCCGCCUCGCAGGACUAUGCCGAGAUGGCCGUCAAGGCUCUCCAGCCCGACGGGAAAGUCGUCAUUUUCUUCCCGUCCAUCACGCAGAUCCUCGACUUUGUCACCUGGGCAAAGGACACGGAACAGCCGCUGGUGCAGGACCGCGUCGUAGAGCUGCAGACGUCGACGUCGGGUGAUGACAUGUUCCAGGACGGCACGGGCGGUCGGAACUGGGAUGUUAAGGUUGUGGCUAUUCGCAAGGCGAUUGAGAGGGGCGAGACGGGCGCGGCGGCGAGGGGGAUCGUUUGCCGGCCCAAGGUUGGGUCGCGGGUUGUUGGGGGUGGCUUCGUUGCGGUCUUUACCAAGUUGCCUCAGACGGCUGCCAAGCUGGAGGAGAACACGGAUGAGGUGGCACCUGUCCCAGAGACUACAACUAUCUCUGAGAUUGCAUCUGUGUCUGAGGUUGAGUUGUUGCCUGAGACUGAGGCAUUGUCUGGAAAGGAAGCGCCAGCAAGCUCAUAGAAGUGAAAUUAUCAGCGCGGAAGCCAUGAAGGAGAAGAGCGCAAGCUAGUGGGGUCUUCAUACCUCCUCCGCCUGCUCUUCCUGUAGGAUGUUUUUACGAUGAUUGUAUAUAUAAUGGUAGUCUUGAUACACCGCAUAGAGAAAAGAAACAGACAUAGACAACUUCCGCCAUAAGCAGAACAGAGAUUGGUUCAUUCAUGUCAACUUCGGUAAAGUGGAAGAGCAAAAGAUCGUGGAAGCCGACCAAUCCUCGAGAUGGAUCUUGAUCCCUCACAAGCUUGAGGACAUGUAGAUAAAACAAAAAACAUACAACACCAAGUAUUCGCUGGUCGUCACCGACCCAACUACUAAUCCGGCCCUCACUGGUAGCUUCUAGAUGGAGCGCAUACCGCUUUUGUCGUGAUGGUUUUGACAACC